Sphenostylis stenocarpa is the source of this 534-nucleotide messenger RNA. The record is from the annotation of a GenBank genome assembly. NCBI's taxonomy places the organism in Eukaryota, Viridiplantae, Streptophyta, Magnoliopsida, Fabales, Fabaceae.
AUGGAGGACGUGGAGCGGGUGAAGGCCGAGGCACUGCAAGUCAUGGGACUGUUUCAAGUGCUCCCGAGGCUGGUCGUCUUCGACCUCGAUUACACUCUUUGGCCUUUCUACUGUGAGUGUCCAUCGAAGAACGACACGCCUUCUUUGUUUCCUCAUUCCAGAGGUAUUUUGCACGCACUCAAACACCAGAGGAUUGAUGUUGCAAUUGCUUCUAAGUCACCAACUCCUGACAUUGCAACCACGUAUCUUCACAAACUCAGCAUCAGGUCAAUGUUUGUCGCCGAGGAAAUAUUUUACAGCUGGACACACAAGACAGAUCAUUUUCAAAAAAUUCUUUCAAAGACUGGGGUCCCCUAUAACUCCAUGCUAUUCUUUGACGAUGAUGAUAAUAACAUCCAACAGAUCUCAAAAAUUGGAGUAACAAGUAUUUUGGUUAGAAAUGGGCUAGAUCUUGAAGCAUUUAGAAACGGCCUUGCAAAAUUUUCUCAAAACGGGAAUCGAUCGAAGAAGAACAAGCAGAAAAGGCCCAAUUAA